CCCAAAGGCGGCGCUCCUCAGCGUUGAAAUUGCCGCGGCCACCUCGACAACCUUCGGGACGAGCGCGACAUCCUCAUCCGCCUCACCCACAAUUUGUCAAUCAUGUCGCCCCCGGCAAUGGUUUCUGGCCGCGAGAAGGAAUCGGGCCUGGCCCGAAUCGUCGGCUCUGGCUCCGCUGGUAUCGCCGAGCUGGCCGUCUUCCACCCCGUCGACACGAUUGCGAAGCGAUUGAUGAGCAACCAGACUCGGAUCUCCAACGCCAGCCAGCUUAACCAGGUCAUAUUCAAAGACAAGGCCGGCGCGCCCAUUGGCCGCAAGUUCUUCUCCCUGUUUCCCGGUCUGGGCUACGCCGCGGGCUACAAGGUGCUGCAGCGGAUAUACAAGUAUGGCGGUCAGCCCGUGGCGCGCGACUUUCUCGCGCAGCACUACGGCAAGGACUUUGAGGCGGCUUUCGGCAAGAAGACGGGCAAGGCCAUUAUGCACUCGACGGCCGGCAGCUUGAUCGGAAUCGGCGAGAUUGUCCUCCUUCCCCUCGACGUCCUCAAGAUCAAGCGCCAGACGAACCCCGAGGCCUUCAAGGGCCGGGGUGUGCUCAAGAUUGUCCGCGACGAAGGAUUUGGCCUGUACCGUGGUUGGGGUUGGACAGCCGCCCGCAAUGCCCCUGGCUCUUUUGCUCUGUUUGGUGGCUCGGCCUUUGCCAAGGAGUACCUGUUCCACCUUCAGGACUACAACAAGGCGUCUUGGUUCCAGAACUUUGUAGCGUCCAUCGCCGGAGCGUCGGCAUCGCUUGUCGUCUCCGCGCCGCUCGAUGUGAUCAAGACGCGCAUCCAGAAUCGCAACUUUGACAACCCGGAGAGUGGCUUCCGCAUCCUAUCCAAUAUGGCCCGACAGGAGGGCUUUUCGAGCUUCUUCAAGGGCCUGGUGCCCAAGCUGCUCAUGACGGGGCCCAAGCUGGUGUUCUCGUUCUGGCUCGCGCAGACGCUCAUUCCGGCGUUUGAUAUCGCCUUCAAGCGAUGAGAAGUUCCGUCGUCGUGGUAAUGUAAAAGGACAAAACAAAAUCUUGUAAUUGGGACAUAGAAGUUUCAGCGGCUUGCCGGAGCAGGACGGAGUGGACGAACUGGGCGUUGGCGAGUACCGGCCGAGGGGACGUUACUGUGUAUUUGGGUACCCUCGUAUUAUAGAAGCACUCAGCUCCACGGAUGGGAGUCAGCGACAUGUGACGAAGACUUGCGCGGGCGAGUGGCACCUCGGAGUGGCCAUUGCUGUAGCCGUGGCGUCUGGGCCGUGGUCUGAGCUGCGGAUGGAUGCUGCUGCCCACCUAGGUGUAGCGUGUCCGAGGCACUGACUGCACUGCGUUGCACCUAAUUCGUACCUCGCAAAACACUUAGGUACGCCCAAUAUGCGGUUGCGCCUCGCUGA
Molecule: messenger RNA, 1419 nt
Organism: Purpureocillium takamizusanense
Lineage: Eukaryota; Fungi; Ascomycota; Sordariomycetes; Hypocreales; Ophiocordycipitaceae
Gene: YHM1
Product: high copy suppressor of abf2
Exons: 7
Coding region: 103-1017 (304 amino acids)
Cellular component (GO): mitochondrion
Molecular function (GO): guanine nucleotide transmembrane transporter activity
Source: RefSeq, a predicted model, not a curated record